Messenger RNA from Elgaria multicarinata webbii, 1967 nucleotides. It is a transcript of the gene KLHL38, whose product is annotated as kelch like family member 38. Gene Ontology annotation, molecular function: protein binding. NCBI's taxonomy places the organism in Eukaryota, Metazoa, Chordata, Lepidosauria, Squamata, Anguidae. The transcript has 3 exons. The coding region runs from base 91 to 1833 and encodes 580 amino acids. The record is from RefSeq and is a predicted model, not a curated record.
AUUGCUCCGUGACUCUUCACGUUGAGUGUUUUGAUGAAACACCACAGAGAAUUCAUGCUUGGCUGCUGAUGACAUCUGUCUGGUUCCACUAUGGAAGAAAAUUCCCCCAAAGACCUGCUCUUCAAGGACCAGGAUUUCUCCUCUGAGCUGCUAAAGCAGCUCAACGUUUUGCGGCAAAACAGAAUCCUAACUGAUGUCAUUCUGUGCACUAGUGACAUUGAAAUUCCUUGCCAUAGGAAUGUUCUUGCUUCAAGCAGCCCAUACUUCAAAGCAAUGUUCUGCAACAACUUUAAAGAGAGUGGUCAAGAAAAAGUCAACCUCAAAGGCAUUGACUCAGCCAUUCUCCAUUCUAUUAUAAUUUAUGUUUACACAGGAGAGGUUCUCAUGACGGCAGAGAAUAUUUUGUAUCUUAUGGAGACUGCUUCCAUGCUCCAAUAUACAAAACUCUUUGAGGCCUGUUCGGCCUACCUCCAGGACCAACUUACCCCAAACAACUGCCUCAGCCUCAGUAGACUCUCAGAAAUCUUGCACUGUGAGCAUCUCAACAAGAAAGCCAAAGCAAUGGCCCUGAAGUGUUUCCCUGAAGUAGCCACAUCCGAAGACCUGAAAGAACUUUGCGCCUUGGAGUUGAUAGACUAUCUUGGAAGUGAUGAACUCUGUGGAGAGGAGGAACAGGUUUUCGAGGCUCUUAUGAUUUGGGUGAGGCAUGACCUGCAGGCACGUCGAGGCUACAUCCAAGACUUGUUCAAGAAGGUAAGGCUUCAAUACGUCCAUCCAACAUUUUUCUUCCACUUCAUCGCCAAUGACUCUCUAAUUCAGUCAUCCCCUGCAUGUAGAAAUAUCCUGGAGCUGGCCAAUAGGCAGAUGUUUUCUUUGUACAGCAUCAAUGCUCCUGAUGUUAAACCUAUGUGGCAUGUUCCUCGGAGAUAUUCAUACCGGGAAUUCCUCCUUCUGGUCGGUGGCCGCAAAGACAACCAACAGACGACAAGGGAUGUCUUGCUGUAUGAUGAGAAGACAAACCACUGGUUGAGUCUUGCCAAAUACCCAACACGUCUCUACAAGGCCUCUGCAGUGAGCUUGCACAGUAACGUUUAUCUCCUCGGAGGCAUUCCCAUAGGGAAUGGGAAGGAUCACGUCACCGACAGUGUUCAUAUCUUCUCACUCAAACUGAACCAGUGGAGGUUGGUAGAACCCAUGCUAAUUCCACGCUAUUCCCACAGGAGCAUCGCCUACAAAAAUUACGUCUUUGCCAUUGGAGGCAUCGGGGAAAACCAGGAAAUCUUAAAUUCCAUGGAAAGGUAUGAUAGCAUCUACAACAUUUGGGAACACAUGACAAAUAUGCCCGUUGCUGUUCUUCAUCCCGCUGUGGCUGCCAAAGACCAAAGAAUCUAUCUCUUUGGAGGGGAAGACAUGAUGCAAAACCCUGUCCGGCUCAUACAGGUAUACCACGUGUCUAGGAACAUGUGGUUCCGAAUGGAAACCAGAAUGGUCAAGAACGUUUGCGCGCCAGCGGUUGUGAUUGGAGACCGGAUUUAUAUUGUUGGAGGGUAUACCAGGCGAGUCAUUGCUUACGACACUAAAGCAAAUACAUUUGUGAAGUGUGCAGACAUGAAGGACAGGCGGAUGCAUCACGGGGCUGCGGUGAUCAAUGAGAAGCUGUAUUUGACUGGAGGCCGCUGCCUUACUAUCGACAAUGCCAUCGAAGACUCGGAUGCGCUCGAAUGCUAUGACCCCAAGACAGACACCUGGGCUUCAAAGGGGAAGCUACCGCACCAACUGUUUGACCAUGGAUGCCUUGCACUGCAGUGUGUGCCUUACACUAAUGUCUUGUGAGAGGGGGAAUGUUUUCCCAAAGCAGAAAGCCCAGACUGCGAACUACAUGGAGAAUAUCAGUAAACUCCUGCCAAGGAAGCCAACAAAAAAGACUGAAGGAUCGGCUAGAGAUGUUAGCGUGUCAGUUGGUUCCC